AUGAAAUCUGACGAACCUAUUAUUUCAAAUGAAUAUAUAACAUGUUAUUCAGAUCGUUUAGUUAUUCAUUUAUAUUAUUUUCCUUAUGGUAAAAAAACAAUUAAAUAUAAAGAUAUUCAAUUAUGUGAAUUAUGUCGAUUUAAUACGUUGAGUAAAUUCAAAUAUAAAAAAUGGGGAAUGGGAUUAUCAGCUAUUUGGUGGCAUUCAGAUAUACGUCGUUAUUAUCGAGCACAUUAUAUUCUUUUAGAAACAAAACAAUGGCCUAAAAUAGGUCUUACAAUGGAUGAUAAUCAUAUUGAUGAGAUUUAUCAAUUAAUUAAACAAAAGAUGAAUAAUGAUGAAUUAACAAAAACUUUACCACAGAAGAUAAAACUUAAUGAUAGUAAACAACAUGAACAUACUAUCAGUAAAAUAAUAGAGAAAAACAAAAGUGAAUAUCGAUAUUCGAUGGAUAGUUAUGGACAAGGAUAUGCCGAAUGGUAA
Messenger RNA from Adineta steineri, 483 nucleotides. The record is from the annotation of a GenBank genome assembly. NCBI's taxonomy places the organism in Eukaryota, Metazoa, Rotifera, Eurotatoria, Adinetida, Adinetidae.